AUGGAGAAAUCAAUAUUUGGUAUUAGAUUGUUCAUUGGAGCAGUGGCUAUUAGACAUGGAUAUGAUUCUAAUUGCAAAAAAACUGAGCUGCUAGCCAUCAAUGACACCGACCUUUACCAUUUGAAGCUUGUAAGGUUUUACAAAAGAAUUGGAUUUAGGGUUGUGCAUGAGGUGACUGGUUCAUCACUUGGAGAUCUGGGGCACAUGUUAGUUUGGGGAGGUGUUGGCACACGAAUGGAUGCAAAUGUUGAAGAUCUUAUGAUCAAAUGGUGUACUAGAUUUAAGAAUCAAAGAACAUCAUCUUCUUGA
Molecule: messenger RNA, 309 nt
Organism: Fraxinus pennsylvanica
Lineage: Eukaryota; Viridiplantae; Streptophyta; Magnoliopsida; Lamiales; Oleaceae
Source: the annotation of a GenBank genome assembly